CCCUCAGGACCCAGAAGCCCAGCGCUCACCCCCCAUGGAGCCCUGUCGAUCCCUGGCCCUGCUUGCUGGCUCCCUGGGCCUGACAUCCUCCCUAGUUGCUCUGAGCACCGAUUUCUGGUUCGCGGCCAGAGGGCCCAAAUCCUCAGCUCACUCGGGCCUCUGGCCAACGGGGCAUCAGGACCCAGUAGCAGGCUACAUCCAUGUGACACAGAGCUUCUGCAUUCUGGCAGCCCUGUGGGGCCUGUUGUCUGUGGGCUUCCUUGUCCUGUCCUGCAUCCCCUCACUGUCUGCCCCAGGCCGUGGCCCCCUUGUCUCAACCAUCACAGCCUUUGCUGCAGCCCUCACCAUGAUGGUGGCCAUGGCGGUGUACACUGGCGAGCGUUGGAGCCAGCCUCCACACCCCCAGAUCCAGACCUUCUUCUCCUGGUCCUUCUACCUGGGCUGGGUCUCAGCUAUCCUCUUUUUCAGUGCAGGUGCCCUAAGUCUGAGCGCUCACUGUGGUGCUCAUCAGUCUGGCUACGAAACCUUGUGAGCAGAAGGCAAGAACAGCAGGACAAGUUUUGAGCACGAUUCUCUGAAGGUGGCGUCAUCAGGAGCCCAGGAAUACCUGAUCUUGCCUGUCCCUCACUCACAGCCCUCCCCAGCCCCUUCAGUUGUUUCUUCAUUCAUUCAACAAAAAUUUGCUGGAA
Galeopterus variegatus (Sunda flying lemur) is the source of this 689-nucleotide messenger RNA. RefSeq names its product natural killer cell granule protein 7 (gene NKG7). Lineage: Eukaryota; Metazoa; Chordata; Mammalia; Dermoptera; Cynocephalidae. The record is from RefSeq and is a predicted model, not a curated record. Gene Ontology annotation, cellular component: plasma membrane. Bases 35 to 532 code for a protein of 165 amino acids. The transcript has 4 exons.